AUGGUUAUCAUCAUUGAUCAUAUUCGCAUGUUUGGUAAUGACUUACUGGAAUUUGACCUUCGCACAAUUAGAGCUGCAACAAAAAACUUCUCGAUUGCUAAUGCUCUUGGUGAAGGUGGAUUUGGAAUUGUUUACAAGGGAAUGCUUUCAAAUGGGCAAGAUAUAGCUGCGAAAAGGCUCUCUAAAAACUCUGGACAAGGUGCUAAAGAGUUCAAGAAUGAGGUAAAAUUAGUAGCGAAGCUUCAACACCGGAACCUUGUUAGACUCUUGGGCUUCUGCAUCGGCAAACAAGAAAAGUUACUCAUCUAUGAGUUCGUGCCUAAUGCAAGCCUUGAUCGCUUCCUAUUUGAUCCAGUUAGACGCUCAAAUUUGAAUUGGGAAACACGCUACAAAAUCAUAGUUGGAAUUGCACGAGGGCUUCUUUAUCUGCAUGAGGAUUCUCGACUUAAAAUUGUACAUCGAGAUCUAAAAUCUAGCAAUAUCUUGUUAGAUAGUGAUUUAUGCCCUAAAAUUUCAGACUUUGGUAUGGCAAGGCUUGUUGGAAUGGACCAAACACAUUGCGACACAACUAAAAUUGCUGGAACAUUUGGAUACAUGGCCCCUGAAUAUGUACUAAAUGGACAGUUUUCAGUAAAGUCAGACGUAUAUAGUUAUGGUGUUUUGCUACUGGAGAUUGUAAGUGGUCAGCGGAAUGGUAGCACUUUACAUCAAUUAGAAUAUUCUCAAGACCUUGUGCGCAAUGUGUGGGAGCAUUGGACUAAAGAGACACCUUUGGAGUUCGUGGAUUUGAGUGUGAGAGAAUAUUGCUCAAGUAGUGAAGUCCUUAGAAGCAUUCACAUCGGGCUUUCAUGUGUCCAAGAUGAACCAGCUCGUCGACCCUCCAUGGCAUCAGUUGUCCAUACUCUCCAGAGUGAAUCUCUAACGCUACCUGUUCUAUCUCCACCUACAGUUCUUGCAAAAGGAUUGGGCUCGCAAACAAGAGAAUAUUUCCUGGAAAGACUACAAUCCACAAACUCUUCAAUAUGA
Telopea speciosissima is the source of this 1026-nucleotide messenger RNA. Its product is annotated as cysteine-rich receptor-like protein kinase 10. Gene Ontology annotation, biological process: protein phosphorylation. Gene Ontology annotation, molecular function: ATP binding; protein kinase activity. The record is from RefSeq and is a predicted model, not a curated record. NCBI's taxonomy places the organism in Eukaryota, Viridiplantae, Streptophyta, Magnoliopsida, Proteales, Proteaceae. Bases 1 to 1026 code for a protein of 341 amino acids. The transcript has 6 exons.